GAGGGUUCCGUGGGGGUUUUCGGGGGCCUGGACCAGAUUGGGACGACCGGUUUGAUGGAGAUGGGUUUCCCCACCAACGAGGUCACCCAGGCCAACGGGGCAGAGGUACCUCAUGGGGAGGUCCACCCAGAGGAGGUGGGCCAAGAGGUCCACCCAGAGGAUAUGAUCAUUUCCACGACGGCCCACCGCCCGAUGAGUUCUAUGACAGCGCUGGAGGUCGGGACUACCCCCCGCCAAUGGUCCAUAACAGGCAACCCCCCAACAGCCGAGAUAAUAUGAGAGAGAAUGGUAGAGAUAAUGCCAGAGAUAAUAUUAGAGACAGUCGAGGCAGAGGUCCCCCCGAGGGCAGAAAUGGUCCAGAUUUUGAGGAGGAGGGCAAUCACGACAGGCGGGGUCGAGG
Messenger RNA from Sphaeroforma arctica JP610, 400 nucleotides. RefSeq lists its product as hypothetical. The annotation marks the transcript as partial. The record is from RefSeq and is a predicted model, not a curated record. NCBI's taxonomy places the organism in Eukaryota, Ichthyosporea, Ichthyophonida. The transcript has 2 exons.